AUGAAACCCAUACUUACUCGAGCUGAGGCUCAAUCAGUCCUGGGAUUUGCAAAUCUAUACAAUAAUAACUGGCGUUUGAUCGCCGACGAAAUAUAUAAAAGAAUUGGAGUGAGAAAAACUCCAAGAAUGUGGAAAGGCAUGUACGUACAAACAAGAAAAGUUUGA
This is a messenger RNA of Paraglomus brasilianum, 165 nucleotides long. The record is from the annotation of a GenBank genome assembly. NCBI's taxonomy places the organism in Eukaryota, Fungi, Glomeromycota, Glomeromycetes, Paraglomerales, Paraglomeraceae.